This is a messenger RNA of Hydatigera taeniaeformis, 477 nucleotides long. The record is from the annotation of a GenBank genome assembly. Lineage: Eukaryota; Metazoa; Platyhelminthes; Cestoda; Cyclophyllidea; Taeniidae.
AUGCGUCGCACUGUUCGCCCCGUAGCGGCACAGACAAUCAGCGCUCGUAGUAAGCUAGUAGCAAUGACUGGAGACCUUAACCAGGAACACAUAUCCGGAGACCUUUGGGAUACCGCAGGGCAGGAGAGGUUCCAGAGCAUGCACCCAUCCUACUACCACCAGGCACACGCAUGCGUCCUGGUCUUUGAUGUUACGCGAAAAAUAACUUAUAAAAACUUAAACACCUGGUUGUCAGAGCUGCGGAAAUAUCGCCCGGAAAUACCAUGUUUCUGCGCAGCCAACAAAAUUGACAAUAUCGAAGUGACGAAUAAAGCGUUCAACUUCGCAAAGAAAAACAACAUACCCUUCUACUUCGUUUCGGCAGCAAACGGCACAAAUGUUGUGCGAGUAUUUACAGACGCAGUUCGAGCAGCUGUAGCUUACAAAGAUAAUUCUGCAGACGCCCUGGACCAAAUCAUGCAGGAACUUGAAGUAUGA